CAGCAAUCGACAGGUUAGAGAGACAACCUAUCACUUAUAUUUGAUUAUCUCAGCUCUACAUUUAAUGGUAGAUGAUGGGGCAGUUCCAGAUUUACCUUGUUUUCUGGGCAUUGCUUCUCAUGACCAUUUCUGGAGAGGAUGACAUAGAAGCAUCAAAAGAGUGUGUGGAUGCUCCCUUUGUUCCAGGGUACAAUCUUGCUGGAGAGGGAUUUGAUGUUGUGACCAUGGAGCGAAAAGGAUCUUACGUGAUCAACAUGGAGGAAUGGGAUUUAGGAAACGGCACUUGUAAAUUGCGCAAAAACAAUUACAUGAAUGGGAUAAAACAGAAGCUACCAGCAGCAGUUGUGUUCUGGAGGACCUUGCCAAAGUGUUCAAUGAAAGUCUCCAGUCAGAUCUUUGAAUCAAGUGAAGCUCUGGUCAAUGAUUCAUCAUCAGCACUCUCGGUCAGCUGGAAAGUUGGUUUAGAUGUGAAGGCUGCUGGAGCUGCAGUCGGAAGCACUCAUUCCAGGGAAGCCAAAUUUGGAAUGACAAAAUCAAAAGAAGACAAAUACAGUUUCACCAAACAUGAAGUUGCAUGCAGCUUUUACAGAUAUCGUCUAGCUAAAAAGCCUUCUCUUCAUGCAGAGUUUCUUGAAGCAAUCAAAUCACUCCCUGCAUCCUAUGAUCCAGCCGCCUACCACAACCUGAUCACCACAUAUGGCACUCACUUUACCACAGGUGUCCAGUUAGGGGGGAAAAUCAAAGCCAUAACAGCCAUCAAAACAUGUCAGGCUGCAGUGAGUGGGCUUACAGACACUGCAGUGAAAGACUGUUUGGAUGUUGAAGCCUCUGGUUCAUACCAUGUAGCAACUGUAAAGGCAGAGACCCAUUUUUGUAAAGAACAGAAAAAGAAGAUGGGCACAAAUGAAAAGUUCAGCACCAUGUUCAGUGAGCGUCAGACAGAGAUUAUCGGAGGAAACAUAAAUGGAGAAGAUCUGCUUUUUUCUGGUUCAUCACACCCAAAUUCCCUUAAGAACUGGCUUGAGUCUUUGAAGAGCCUCCCUGACAUUGCGCACUACUCUCUGAAACCUCUCCAUUUCUUACUGAGUACUAAACACCCUGCCAGGAAAGGACUGAAGAGAGCUGUUGAAGAAUACAUAAUUAAAAAUGCCCUCAUGAAGGUUUGCUCUGAGUCUUGCAAGAUUGGUAAGAAGUGCAGUGCAAGAGACCAAUGUGCUUGUGUUUGUGAAAGUAGUCAAAUUAUAAAGUCUAACUGCUGUCCACCUGAAAAAGGACUUGCCACCCUGAAAGUCUACAACCUUAGAGCCAAAGGUCUGUAUGGAGAUGUAUAUACUCAAACAGAUGGUGCUGUAUCAGUUACAUAUGGCACACAAAUCAAGCGCACUGAGACUAUUGAUGAUAAUGACAAUCCAUGUUGGCCAGAAAGAUUUGAGUUUGGUCCUAUUAAGAUUAGCAUGGCCAAUAGACUAACUUUUAAUGUGUUUGAUGCAGACAGCUACUGGAACAGCGAUCUCCUUGGUGAAUGCUCUUUUGAAAUUAGAAGUGGAGUUGUAAGUGACGCUUGUGUUUUUAAAUAUGGCACCUUCUUUUUUACCUAUGAAGUGAAAUGUGCUCCCAGUCUAAAUGGCCCACAGUGUAAUGAACACAAACCUUCUCCAAUGGCUUCCCCUCUGGCUGACAUUUUCAGCUCAAGAAAUGGUGUUCUGGUUAAAGACAUGCACAGGCUUGAAUCAGCUCGCAAUAACUCAAAUAAGUUAAACUUCAAGAGUACUUAUGGAAAGCUAUUUAUGCUGUGACCUGCAUCUUGAAUCCAUCCUUGCAUGAAAAAUAGUCUUAAUAUAGCCUAACAGCGCUUUCAUCUGCGAUAGAAAAUAAGUGUAUUAGUAUAAUUUGCGUAGGUCUUUUUCCAGUGCUUUUCUCUGGGUUUUUUUCUGUGUUUUUGCAUUAAAAUCAUUUUUA
This is a messenger RNA of Rhinichthys klamathensis goyatoka, 1959 nucleotides long. Its product is annotated as perforin-1-like. Gene Ontology annotation, cellular component: membrane attack complex. The transcript is spliced from 3 exons. Gene Ontology annotation, biological process: immune response. The record is from RefSeq and is a predicted model, not a curated record. Bases 72 to 1796 code for a protein of 574 amino acids. NCBI's taxonomy places the organism in Eukaryota, Metazoa, Chordata, Actinopteri, Cypriniformes, Leuciscidae.